Messenger RNA from Culicoides brevitarsis, 3088 nucleotides. It is a transcript of the gene Syt14, whose product is annotated as synaptotagmin-14. The record is from RefSeq and is a predicted model, not a curated record. The transcript has 6 exons. Gene Ontology annotation, molecular function: phospholipid binding. The coding region runs from base 937 to 2772 and encodes 611 amino acids. Lineage: Eukaryota; Metazoa; Arthropoda; Insecta; Diptera; Ceratopogonidae.
UGUUGAACUCGCAUCCAGCAGAAAUCCAACAAAAAAUCAGUUUUCUACAAGGAAAUAAUCAGCAACAUUUUUUUAAUUUUUACCGUAAAAUCUCGUCGGAAGCGCUCGUGUGAUAAAUUUUUUCUCAAAUCCGUUCAAAAUGCCAGAAAAAUCCUCUCGAAAGACCCGAACGGAGAUGCAGCUGGACUAUUGACUUUAAAAAAGUAUCUAAUAGACAUUUGGAGGAAGAGGAAACGCAAAUAACAAUAAUCUCUUUUUUUCGUGCGGAGACUGAGGAAAAUCCAUAAGGAAUGACUUUUUUCGCGUGAUUCGCGUGAAUUGUGAUGCAAAAUGACGCUGAAAUGCGUGAAAAAGUGAUAAAACUGUGAAAAAGGAGCCGAGAAAAUUUACACAUAUAAAAAAAUUUAUUGAAAAAUAGGUCAAACCAAUAUAUUCGUCGUCGUAGCGAACAGAGAGUCGACGAGUCGUCAUCAUCACAUAUAACACGAAAAAAAGUGUGCAAGUCCAAGAGAAAAAUCAAUGAUGACAAAAUAACGCAUCUUUUAAAGAAUUAAACACAAAAAAAAUUAAUCAUAUCCCAAAAAAAAUUAAAUUUAAAAAAAAUUAGAAUUAAAAAUUUUAGAUAGGAAUUUUUCCAAUUUUUCAAUUUGUGUCGUGUUACGAAAAAAAAAACUCUUUAAAAGUAGACGAUGUUGGUGUUCGGUGUCUAUUCGACGUACUUACAGUUUUCAGUUUGAAUAAUAAAUGAUGAAAUUGAAAAAUUAACAAGGAAAUUUAUUGAUAAUCAAAAAAUAAAGAAAGAAAAGAAAAGAAAAAAAAAUAAAAAUUUCACAAGAAAAAAGAAAAGAAAAAAUUGUUCGAUAAUUUUUUUCAAUUGUGUUGUUGUUAUUAUUAUUAUAUAGAAAAAUAACUUACCGAGUAAUUUUUGUGUGAAAGAUGAUAUUAAUUGCUGGAGUAGAUAACUAUGCAAGUGUUCCAAUGGAAAUAACAACGUUUCUUGGUGCAGCCUUUGCUUUCAUCGCAUUAGGUCUCGUUUUUUUCCUGUACAUCAACCGAAAAUGGUGCUUUAAGCCGCCCAAAGGAUCGUUUUCUAGCUGCGACGAGUCCUUACUUGCUUCUACAAAGACUCUCAACAAUUUUAAAAAUCGCCUCCCUUUCCACGAAAACAACACAAGUUCGGAUUCGGAGGAGGAAAUUUUGCGUCGUUUGAAGCUCGCCCAAUCGCACAGCUUGCAGGCGCAACAAUCCGGCGGUCGAUACAACGGAUUAACACACAAUUUGUCCAAUUACAGCGGCUUGCAGGGCAUCACACUUGCCACAAAAGACGCCCUCGAUGUCGAAAGUCACGUGAAAAGCGGCAAAAGUGACAAGCACAAAAAUCGUCAUGGACAUCAUCAUCAUCAUUCGCAUCGACGGCACAGCGAUAAACACAACGAUCCGCUCGGAUUGGCGGAACGAGGACGCAUCGGAGUGCCGCAUUCGAGCAGCGAUUGCAGUUCAAAUAGCUCCGUUGAGGCCUCGGUCGAGAGUAAUGCCGGUUUGGUGAAUGGCGAACGCAAAGAUCGCAACAAAUAUGGGGUCGGGAAUUAUAAUUCGAGCAAAAAUGGGACUCCGUUGCAAGACACGAAGCAGAAUCACGAGUCGAUAGAUGAUAAAAGUAGUCGGAGGAAUAGCAGUAGUGCGUCGUCGAAUCGGUUUGCGAUGAAAACGGGGCCGCAGCAGCAGGAUAGUUUGGAUGAUGUGCCCGAUAUUAACAGCAAUAAUCAAGAUUGCAUCGUUGUCCUUUCGCAAGAACCCCUCUUCGACACAAGCGACCUCAAAUCCCUCAAAUCCGAGUUCUCGGCGGGACCUUUUAGUCCAACGAGUCAACGUGCCACAGAUUGCGCACUCCAAAUUGCCCUCUUUUACGACGCGCCAAUCCGAAAAAUGACUGUUCACGUUUUGCAAGCUCGAGGAAUCCCCUUGAGAGAAACGCAGCAAAUUCACACGCAAGUUCGCUUGUUGAUGUUGCCAACGAAAAAGCAGAAACACAAGACUCGCAUUCGCCCGGGAGAAUGCCCGCAAUUUAUGGAGAGCUUUUUACUUCACAGAAUUAAUCCGGAAGAAGUUAAUUCAAUGGGACUGAGAGUGCGAUUGUACGGAUGUGAAAGGAUGCGACGUGAACGAUUGAUUGGCGAAGCAGUUGUGAGUUUUGCGAGCAUCGAUUUGGAGUUGGAGACGAAUUUGUGGUUGCCGUUGGAGCCAAAAGGGAAUGGAUCGCUCUGUGGAUCCUCAAGCGACUUGUUAAGCUUAGCACGUAGUGAUAGCACGGGAUCAACGACCUCCAUGCAGCAUGGCGGCGUUCCCGAAUUGCUUUUAGGCUUAGGUUACAACGGCUUAACGGGUAGACUGAGCGUCGAAAUCGUCAAAGGAAGUCAUUUUCGCAACGUUUCUCUCAGCAAAGCGCCCGAUACUUACGUCAAAGCGUGUCUCGUGAGCAGUAUGGGACAAGAAAUGGCAAAAGCAAAGUCAUCUACGCGUCGAGGACAGCCAAAUCCGUUAUUUAAAGAGACUUUUAUCUUUCAAGUUGCACUUUUUCAACUAAACGACGUCACCCUGAUCAUCUCCGUUUAUGCGAAACGCAACAUGAAACGAAACGAAAUGGUUGGAUGGUUCAGUUUGGGCUUAAAUGCUUCGGGACCCGAGGAAGUCGCGCAUUGGAAUGACAUGCGAGAGUCUUCGUCAACACGAACGGAGCUUAUUUCGCGAUGGCACGUCCUCGUCGAUUCCUGAUUCAACUAGCUGGGACUGUCGUCGCCCCGACGACGAUCCAGCGACACUUCGAACAACAACAACAACAGUAAUUUAUCUCUCAUUAUGGACCUAUUGAUACGGCCAAAGAACAAACACAACAAAAGCACAAACAAAACGAAACGAACUGACUCGGUAGCUGUCGAUAUCAUGUCGAUGCCAGGCAAUGACGAUCUCGAUUUCGUGUGAAUUUCUUCAGUUUUUUUUUUCAGACAUGCCUUACGAAGAAAAAAUCAUUUGAAAAUGCAUUUUUAUUGCAUUUACGCUAAAAAAAACUAAAAAUUUUUAUAUACGUAAG